Mesorhabditis belari is the source of this 657-nucleotide messenger RNA. The record is from the annotation of a GenBank genome assembly. NCBI's taxonomy places the organism in Eukaryota, Metazoa, Nematoda, Chromadorea, Rhabditida, Rhabditidae.
AUGUGCUUGCCGGAUCCUAGGCUGCUCAAUCAAUUGCGGUCGAAUAGUCAAUCGUACAUUGGUGUGAUAAAUUCGAACGGAACAUGGAUUUAUGAUGAUGGAACACCGCUCAUUUAUCAGAAUUGGAAAGCAGGUCACCCACAAACAAUGGCAAGUUGUGCUGUGGAAAGCGCUCAAGACUAUCAAUGGACAUCAGUCUCCUGUGAUGAUCUGCAUACGUUCAUUUGUUCUAUUCCCGAUGGAAAAUGUCCGAACGGAUGGGUCGCCUACGACAAGAUGUGCUACUACUUUUACGCGCAAAAUGCUUGCCUGGCAAUGGAGGCUAAUCUCACCUCAAUUCUAAGUGAAUCUGAGUUCAACUUUUUGAAAGAUCAAAUUGGAACUAACUCUUCGAUUGUUAGCAGUAUGGGUUGUGGCGGCACCCAAGCUCUAAUUGGACUAACCUGUGUGGAUAACAUCCGUUCAUGGCUCGAUGGAUCACAGUUUGCUUACGACCAAACUCGAUCUUACUGCGACUCGGAUUAUGGGAUAAUUAACGAUACCGGUUGUACUCAGAGCUCAUAUUGGGAUGAUUGGUCCGACACCGCUACAUUUUUACGCUACAUUUGCAAGAAGAGUCUUGUUUCUGGCUUUGAUCUUCUGAAAGCACAUUUCGAA